GAAGCGACAACACUAGUUAUAAUGUCUAUAAAAUGUGAAAACAUUAUCAUUUGUUUAUUCAUUUUGAAUAAACACCUUGUUCGUGGAAUCUUGUGAUAUUGUAGCUGUUCAUUUCUUAAAUCUUAGUGAUAAACAACAAAAAGAUUUGAAGGGAAAUUUAUAUCUUACUAUUUGUAUACAUUAAGUGGUAUACUUAAGGUAUAUAAGAUGCACGGUCGGGUUAAGGUUAGAACAACUGAAGAGGAGAAAGCAAGGAAAGAAAAAGAAAGGCAAGAAAAGCUAAAACUUUUCAAACAUGCAAUGCAUAAAAUACAGAUUAAGAGAAAGAGUGGCGAACUAGAUAAGGAGUUAUUGGAAAUUACGGGAAAAGUCUUGACAUCAAACCCUGACAUUUAUACCUUAUGGAACAUAAGGAGGGAAAUUCUGAUUGGUUUCAGCAAAACUGUAGAACCUGAAGAAGAUAUGUCAAAGCUUUAUGAUGACGAGUUGUACCUAACAGAGCAUUGUCUCAAGAUAAACCCCAAAUCCUACUGUGCCUGGCACCAACGGGAGUGGGUCCUAUUGACCCGUCCUGAUCCUGAUUGGAAGAAGGAGCUGGCAUUAUGCAACACAUAUUUGAAGUUGGAUGAGCGAAAUUUUCACACAUGGGAUUAUAGAAGAUUUGUAGUUGGACAAUGUAAACCACCAUUGAAUGAAGAAUUCGAUUUUACAACUGAAAAAUUGUUUGAUAACUUUUCGAAUUAUUCUGCAUGGCAUUACAGGAGCAAAAUGUUAGUUGCACUUUAUCCUGAUUUAGAAGGAGGUAGACCAAUAGAAGAUGAGCAUCAUAAGCAUGAACUAAAGAUGGUCGAAAGUGCAGCGUUUACUGAUCCCGACGACACCAGUGCAUGGUUUUACCAGAGAUGGCUUUUAGGAGCAGUAAAAACAAUCGUCGCACCAGUCGUAUGUGUAAUAUCACCUACGAAAACCACUGUUGCCUUCAACAAACAUGUAUCAGUGGAGUUUGUUGAUCAGAAGACAUUUAUCAUAAUAAAUAAUCUUCCUGCACUUGGCAAAUGGAUAUCAUGUUCAGGGAAAAAAUAUGAUUUGUUGUGGAUGUAUAAACAUGAUGUUGUUGUAGCGGAUAAUUUGGAAGUUAAGGUUGAAUUCAUAAAGGAUAAUGAUGAAAAGUUGAUUGUACAUUGUCACAAACACAAAAAUUCUUACAUUGGAAAAAAUGAGAUUGAUUUUCAGCUAAAAUAUUCCAAACCUGUUAUUGAAGAACUGCAAAAGCAAUUGGAUUCUUGUCGUCAAUUAUUAGAAUUGGAACCAGAUAGUAAAUGGACAAUGCUGACGACAACAUUUCUCCUCCACUGUUUAGACGCAAAGCGGCAUCAUAAAGAGGUGAUCGAAAAAUUACAAGCACUAAAAACUAUAGACUCAAUGCGUGCAGGGUAUUAUAGCGAUUUAAUUACUAAAUGGAGUAUAGAGGAACAGUUGGCUGAUGAUUAUCAAAAUGAAAAAGACAGUCUUGUCAUAAGGUUUAAUGAGAAAAUAGCAUACUUGCCACAUUUGCAGUAUUACAGCUUUUGCGAAAAAGUCGACUUGUCUAACCAGAGUUUGACGAGUAACAAAAUGCAAUCCUUAAUUAUGCUACAACAUUGUAAGAAACUCAAUUUAGAGAACAAUCAAUUAACUACACUGAAAGACUUUCCAAAAUUGGAUUUAGUUGAAUUAAAUUUACGGGGCAAUAACCUCUUAGAUGAAGAGGAAGUUAAAAAGUUCAUGGAUAUGCAUAAUUAUACAAUUUUAUACUAA
Molecule: messenger RNA, 1797 nt
Organism: Amyelois transitella
Lineage: Eukaryota; Metazoa; Arthropoda; Insecta; Lepidoptera; Pyralidae
Gene: RabGGTa
Product: geranylgeranyl transferase type-2 subunit alpha
Exons: 10
Coding region: 208-1797 (529 amino acids)
Biological process (GO): protein geranylgeranylation
Cellular component (GO): cytoplasm; Rab-protein geranylgeranyltransferase complex
Molecular function (GO): Rab geranylgeranyltransferase activity; protein binding
Source: RefSeq, a predicted model, not a curated record